CGCCUCGAAGCGAAAUGGAACCGAAUCCAAGUGGGUCACCAGGGGUCGUACUCGGUGGAGCGUCUCGAGAGUUUCGACCAUUACUGCAAGACGACAUCGCCAGCUCGAGUACUUCUGGUCUGCAUACUGACCCCGCUGCCUGCACUUCUGGCCCCCGUAUUGCUCGAAAGUCUGCCUCUGAGACCUCCUUCUGAAUCCUGGACCGCUAAUUGGGUGUACUGGAUUCGCUUGGGCUUGGCAAACUUCGUGAUGAACUUUGCCGGUAUGUCGCUGCUCGUCCCUCUUGUUCCCGAAUUGAAGCCAACAUCUCGUAGGAGAUUGAUAUUGUGCGUGGUUACGACUGGGGGAUACGUGGCAAGUUUCGUGCUGGGAGCAGCCGGUGUUGGCUUUCCAGUCCCAUUUACCUUGUACAUUGGGAGGCUCUUCGUGGCACUUUACAUCCCAACGACGAUGCUAUUUGUUUUUGGCCGGAACACUUUUUCUGGUUCGUUGCCUUGCCGUCCCAAUCUCGAGCGCUUCUUUAGCUGCUUUCGAGGGUUCAUGGCACAGACCACCAUUUCCCCCUUCUACAAACUUCUCUACGGAUUCGUGCCUGUAUCAUAUCGAGGUCUUGUGGUUUUGGUGCUCCCAGUCUGGAGGUUUGCUGCCAAAGAAUAUAUGGUGAGCUGCAUCCGUGGGAUGGAAGACUUUAUCCCUGAAAUCGUUGCUAUGACCGUGGAUUUUUUUCAGCGCGUUGUUUGUAUCGGGUUGCAUGUCGUCCUCAGGAUCAUUUUACCUUUCAGCGUUGUUUAUCGUCGCGGAUCUCGGACAAUCGGCACUAGAAUUUCGUGA
This is a messenger RNA of Phytophthora sojae, 831 nucleotides long. RefSeq lists its product as hypothetical. The annotation marks the transcript as partial. The record is from RefSeq and is a predicted model, not a curated record. The transcript has a single exon. Lineage: Eukaryota; Oomycota; Peronosporomycetes; Peronosporales; Peronosporaceae.